GCUAAGUGAACAUCAGUGAACACAAGUUAUCAUAUCAGAUGAGGUUAAAUUAUUGUAGAAAAAGUUAGUUAAUUACGUUAAUCAUGAAUGCCUUAGCCAGGAGCGUUAUAAACAUAGCGAAAACUUGCAUAGCAAGUUCUAUCCAAGGAAGUAUACUAAGCGCUACAGGAACAUGUGUGAAUGCAACGGUGCGAGGGAUAAAUCUUUUGGGACAAAUAAGAUUAGGAAGCACAUUAUGGCAAAUGCACAGAAGAAACAGACCAUACAAAAGACCCAAGCCUUCGAAGAAUCCGUUUGGCGGUCAUCCAUUCAUGAAAGGUGUAGUUUUAAAGACGGUCAUUAAGAAGCCAAAGAAACCUAACUCUGCUAAUCGAAAAUGCGUCAUUGUAAGAUUAUCAAGCGGGAAAGAGAUGGCGGCAUAUGUUCCUGGUAUAGGUCACAAUUUGCAAGAACACAACAUUGUGCUGUGCAGGGUUGGGCGGCUGAGGGAUACACCUGGUGUUAAAAUUAAAUGUGUUCGUGGAAAGUAUGAUUUGCCACAUGUAAUAAAGCGCGAUUAAUUUGUAAAUUAUUAGCUACUAUCAUCUCUGGACUGUAUUAGAACGUAAUGUAAUUCCUAUAUAUAUUCCUUUAUCAGAAAAUAUCAAAUAAAUCAUUUUGUUUUUGUUAAUUAUGUUCAGAUUGAAAAUAACGGUGUUUCUUAAAAUAUUUAAAGGAGCGACAUUUUCUUACGAAUUUUUACUUUUCAGCGGAAUCUUAUAUAAUUCUGGGAUUCGUUGUUUCUUAUAACAUUAGAGAAAUGUCGCAAAUAUUAUGAUAUCUUUUAGUACUAUUAACAAAAUAUUCUCAUACUUAUUGAUAAUAUUAAUAAUUAUAUAAGAUACGUAAUAUCUGCGACAAAUCUUGGACUGAAUAAUUUUCCCGCUUUUUUGAAAGCUUUAUAACAAGGGACUACAAAAUGUUCGAACAAUAUUAUGCAAUAAAUAUGUUUAUACAACAA
Messenger RNA from Linepithema humile (Argentine ant), 1000 nucleotides. RefSeq names its product technical knockout (gene tko). Lineage: Eukaryota; Metazoa; Arthropoda; Insecta; Hymenoptera; Formicidae. Gene Ontology annotation, molecular function: structural constituent of ribosome. Gene Ontology annotation, biological process: translation. The record is from RefSeq and is a predicted model, not a curated record. Gene Ontology annotation, cellular component: small ribosomal subunit; ribosome.